AUGGCGAAUAAAAAACUUACUGCAAAGCGUACUAUUAAAAAAAUAACUACUAGGACUCUAGUUCAAAAUCGGUGGUCCAAUCGUAUUUUAAGAGAAGCAGCUAGUACGUCAACAGACGAUGUUGAAAGCGUACAAAGCGUAAACGCUGCAGACUUUGUUAUACCAAUCCUUGAGAGCAAAGCUCCAUUGGCUGGUAGAAGAAUAGUUGACAUUAAUUAUUUUUUCAAACAAAUCCAAGAAAGUCUGCAUACUGGUAGUUUCGGAUGUAGUUUUUUAGAUAUGGACUUUGUUAGUGAAAUACACGUUGGUUUUUUGUCAAAAUUUAAAUUUAAAUGCAGAAUGUGUGGCAUAAAAACGCUCAUUUUAUCUGAAAAAACUGGAGAACCUACUGAACAUUUGCCAAUCAAUGAAGCAGCUGUAAAUGGUACAUUAUCAAUAGGAAUAGGACAUAGUCAGUUAUCAGAGUUUACUGCUGCAAUGGAAAUACCGUGUAUGUCGAACACAACAUACUCCAGGGUGCACGAGACAGUCAGUUUUUCAGUUCAUAACACAGCUUGGGAUGAGAUGAAAAAGGCAGGUGUAGAGGAACGGGAAUUGGCAUUAGAAGCUGGAGAGGUCGAUGAAAAUGGAAUACCAAUGUGUACAGUAGUAGCAGACGGACAAUGGUGUAAAAGAAGUUAUAAAACAAAGUAUGAUGCACUAUCUGGAGUGGCUUCCAUCAUUGGAUAUAGAACCAAAAAAGUAUUGUUCGUAGGUAUAAGAAAUAGGUAUUGCGUCAUUUGUCACCGUGCCGCUUCUAAAAACGAAAAACCUUCUGAA
This is a messenger RNA of Melanaphis sacchari, 819 nucleotides long. RefSeq lists its product as uncharacterized. The annotation marks the transcript as partial. NCBI's taxonomy places the organism in Eukaryota, Metazoa, Arthropoda, Insecta, Hemiptera, Aphididae. The record is from RefSeq and is a predicted model, not a curated record. The transcript is spliced from 5 exons.